Bactrocera latifrons is the source of this 474-nucleotide messenger RNA. RefSeq lists its product as uncharacterized. The record is from RefSeq and is a predicted model, not a curated record. The transcript has 2 exons. Bases 48 to 263 code for a protein of 71 amino acids. NCBI's taxonomy places the organism in Eukaryota, Metazoa, Arthropoda, Insecta, Diptera, Tephritidae.
CGCUGUUUUGUAUAGAAACAAAAUUAUCUAAAACAGAGUAGUGAAUAAUGAUGCAGAAACGGAUAUUAUCCUUGCUUAUAGCCGUUGUGGUUAUUCAGUUGGUAGCUGCACAGUAUUACAACUAUGGAUUCCGAAAUGAGCCACCGCCUCCUUUACCAAUGACAGAAAGACCAACUACCUACUCACAAGAAGGACUACCACCACCAAGAAAACCAUAUCCCUACUAUAAUGAUGAAUUGCCGGCUGAAGAGGUAUUUGAUUGACCAUAAGAAAUGUCGCCACCAGAACUUUCCGCUCUCGAUGUAGACCCGGUACCGCAUGGUCUAUUGUACCCAGAAAUAUCAUAAAAAGCAUUAAACGAAUUAGAAUUAAAAUUUCGGGAACAAAGUAAGGAUCCUUAGGAGUGUGAAAUAAAUUUGAAAUUUAAUGAAUGUGCUAAAAAUAAAUGCAAAAUGGGUUUAUUGAUCACUCUCA